GCCAGUGCCGCGGGCGAGGGCAGGCGGGGCGCCGGAGGGAGGGAAGAGGCUGCAGGCGAGCCGGGAUGCGCGAUGGCAGAGGCGGCCCGGAUGAUCCCUUAUAGGACAACGGGGUCCACCCUUUUGCACCCGCUGAGUGACUUCCUGGGCAUCCCGCUGGACCAGGUCAAUUUUGUUGCUUGUCAGCUCUUUGCACUCUUGGCUGCCUUUUGGUUUCGCUUGUACUUAAGUCCCAGCCAUGCCAGCUCUGCUGUUCGUCACGCAUUUGCCACCAUAUUUGGAGUAUAUUUUGCCGUUUUCUGCUUUGGUUGGUACUCCAUCCAUAUUUUCAUGCUAGUGAUGAUAAGCUACAGCAUCCUGAAUGUGGCCAGAAUUCCCAACAUUCACAGGUACUCUUUUAUGGUAGCUAUGGGAUAUCUCACGUUAUGCCACAUUAGCCGGAUAUACAUAUUCCACUAUGGUAUUCUCACUACAGAUUUCUCUGGACGAUUGUGUCGUCCGUUGAUGAUUGUAAUACAGAAGAUCACUACUCUUGCCUUCCAAGUGCAUGAUGGAAUAGGCCGGAAAGCUGAAGAACUAACUGCUGAACAAAACCUGCUUGCUAUAAAAACAAGACCUUCAUUACUGGAAUAUCUGAGCUAUCAGCUCAACUUCCUGAGUAUCAUAGCUGGCCCAUGCAGCAAUUUCAAGGACUACAUAGCCUUCAUCGAAGGGAGACAUGUGCAGAUGAAGCUAUCAGAAGUCAGCUGGAAGCAAAAAGGUCAUGAUGGACUCCCUGAUCCUUCUCCAGUGGGAGCUGUGCUGCGCAAACUUUCCAUCACACUUGUAUCUUUGCUUUUGUUCCUGACCCUUACCAAGAGCUUCCCAGCGACUUAUAUUGUUGAUAACCAGUUCAUCAGCAAGGCUUCGUUCUGGUCCAGACUUGGCUUCCUGUAUGUUGCCAUGCAAGCUUCAAAGCCAAAAUACUACUUUGCAUGGACACUCGCAGAUGCAGUCAACAAUGCAGCUGGCUAUGGGUUCAGUGGUGUUGACAAGACAGGCAAUUUCCACUGGGACCUUCUGUCUAAUUUGAAUAUUAGGAACAUUGAGAUGGCCACGAGUUUUAAAAUGUAUGUAGAAAACUGGAAUAUCCAAACCACUGCCUGGCUCAAACGCGUGUGCUAUGAUAGAGCUCCUCAGUACCCUACAGCUUUAACGUUUCUUCUGUCAGCUGUUUGGCAUGGCGUUUACCCCGGAUAUUAUUUUACAUUUGUCACUGGGAUCUUUAUGACACUAGCAGCCAGAGCAGUCAGGAACAAUUUCCGGCAUUUCUUCAUCUCCCCAAAGCCUCUCAAAACGGGCUAUGACAUUGUGACCUGGUUGGUAACUCAGCUCUCUGUCUGCUAUACCGUUGCACCAUUUGUUCUGCUAGCUGUUGAGCCUACGAUUAAAUUAUACAAGUCACUGUACUUUCAUAUGCACAUUUUAUGUGUACUUGUGUUGCUGGUCCUGCCAAUCAGAUCUCAAAAACACAUGAAAAGGCAGCAGCUUCCCAUUCAAGGCACGCACAACUCUGACAUAAACGAGAAAGCAAAAUGAUACCUCAAAAGGGAAUUGGCACUCCUCUUCUGUGAGACACUGGAAAAAUGGGUACGAGCAAUACAUCAUUGCAGUGGCUUAAUUUAAGAAAGUUCUUAAAUGGACAGAAAGGAAAUGGACUGAUUACCAGUUAAGACUUGUUACUGGGUAAUGUUUACAUCCUUGGUGGACAAAGAUAAUAUUUUUUUUUUUGUAAACUAAAGAGAAUAACGGAGUGUCUUUAAUGUAUUUAAAUUCUUGCACACGUCUAUCAUCUCUUAAAGUUAAUCUUAAUUAUCCAGUGCUUUUGAGAUGUAGGGGAAAGAUAAUCAUUGGGGGUUAGCUGUCAUGGACUGACUAGAUGCAGAGGAGUGGGGGGCACUAGCUGGGGAACCCCC
This is a messenger RNA of Lacerta agilis (Sand lizard), 1955 nucleotides long. It is a transcript of the gene MBOAT1, whose product is annotated as membrane bound O-acyltransferase domain containing 1. Gene Ontology annotation, biological process: lipid modification. The transcript has 14 exons. Gene Ontology annotation, cellular component: membrane. Bases 73 to 1578 code for a protein of 501 amino acids. Gene Ontology annotation, molecular function: acyltransferase activity. The record is from RefSeq and is a predicted model, not a curated record. Lineage: Eukaryota; Metazoa; Chordata; Lepidosauria; Squamata; Lacertidae.